CCGCCGCCGCCGCACCCGUCGAUCGCGCCGCCGCCCGCGCAUCCCGUGUCCACCCACCCACCGCGCCCGCUCUCUCCGAGUCGUCCGUCCUUCCUGGUUCCUCCAUACUCCGCUGCCGCUCAGGCCCGUGCCCCUCGCGGAAGAAAGCCAACUUCUCUUCGGAAAUGGUGUACUGUUCUCACUGUGAUGAUGAUUGCCCAUAUGUAAAGGAUCCUGACAACGGGUUCACAUGUUGUGGAAUGUGUGGCAAGGUUAUUGAUCAGGAUAUGUAUACUGACGAGCCUACUUUUGUCAAGGACUCCUCGGGACAGAGCCGGCUUAGUGGACACAUUAUAGGCAUUGCGAAGGGCGGUUCACUAUCCCAUGAAAGAACUGAAGAGAAAGGGAGAGACGAGAUCUGGCAGAUUGUCCAUGGCCUGCAUGUGAGUGGUGGAGAUGAUAUCAUUUGCACUGCUCAUUACUUUUAUAAACUAGCUCUUGACAAUAACUUUACUAGGGGCCGACGAACAAGUCAUGUUGCAGCUUCUUGUCUUUACAUUGCUUGCCGGCGAAGUGAAAAACCCUAUCUUAUUGAUUUCUCGGACUAUUUGCAUAUAAGUGUAUAUGUCCUAGGUGCUGUUUUUCUGCAGCUUUGCCAAGUUUUGCUACUCGGAGAACACCCAAUUGUUCAAAAGCUUGUAGAUCCUAGCCUUUUCAUCCACCGUUUUACCGAACGUUUAUUGGGGAAAAGGGACAAUGCUGUCUCGUGCACAGCUUUACGCAUUGUAGCUAGCAUGAAGCGAGACUGGAUGCAGACUGGGAGGAAGCCAAGUGGUUUAUGCGGUGCAGCAUUAUAUAUAGCUGCACUUUCUCAUGGAUAUAUGUACACCAAGGCAGAUAUUGCUGCUGUUGUGCAUGUCUGUGAGGCAACACUAUUUAAGCGCUUGAUAGAGUUUGAAAAUACAGAUUCUGGUAGCUUAACGAUUGAAGAUUUUUUGGCAAAGGCUGAUGAAGAGCCGGUUUCAAAAUGUUUAGCCAAGUCUGGAGAAGUCCUUUGCGAGCACAAGGAUAAGGGUGCUGAGCAUUUUUCUCAUGGACUUUGUGAGGAAUGCUACGACAAUUUCACUGAACUGUCAGGUGGACUGGAGGGUGGUGUUGACCCUCCAGCUUUCCAGCGAGCUGAAAAACAAAGACUGGAUGCUGCUAAAAGAGCCAAGGAAGCUGUGGACGAGGCAAUAUGUGAGUUACAUAAGUUUGAAGAUAACAUCAUGAGCCCUGGGAAGAAGUCUGAAGGCAAAUCUUUGACAAUUGCUUCCAGCCAAAUUGCAAAUGAUUUUGUUGAUUUCAAAGAUUCAGAAGUGGAAGGUGAAAAUGGUAAAACUGGUUCUGAUGCAGAAAAUCUUUCUGAUAUUGAUGAUGCGGAGGUACUUUUAUCCAUGAGAUGUUGUUGA
Molecule: messenger RNA, 1430 nt
Organism: Triticum dicoccoides
Lineage: Eukaryota; Viridiplantae; Streptophyta; Magnoliopsida; Poales; Poaceae
Product: transcription factor IIIB 90 kDa subunit-like
Exons: 16
Coding region: 165-1430 (421 amino acids)
Biological process (GO): DNA-templated transcription initiation; transcription preinitiation complex assembly; transcription by RNA polymerase III
Cellular component (GO): transcription preinitiation complex; nucleus; transcription factor TFIIIB complex
Molecular function (GO): TBP-class protein binding; RNA polymerase III general transcription initiation factor activity; RNA polymerase III type 3 promoter sequence-specific DNA binding
Source: RefSeq, a predicted model, not a curated record